This is a messenger RNA of Penicillium salamii, 1485 nucleotides long. NCBI's taxonomy places the organism in Eukaryota, Fungi, Ascomycota, Eurotiomycetes, Eurotiales, Aspergillaceae. The record is from the annotation of a GenBank genome assembly.
AUGCUUCCUUCGCUAGCCCUGACAGCCCUCGCCCUCCUGCCAGCAGUGCAGGGAGCACCACCCAUCCACCACCCAGCAGGAAUCUACCGUCGCUGCGGCCCAGUCUCCAAAUACUACAACCAAAAGACCUCAGACUGGGACGACAACAAUGUCGGCGACUGGAUCAACAACUGGUGGAACGACAACAGCGGCUUGAUAUCCAACAGCUCAGCCGGCUUCGCGGGCGCCUUCGGCCAAUGGGCAAUGGGCAACCCAGACUGGAGCUGUCGGGACGAUGGCUCAGAUUCAGACUGUGAUCUGCAACUGUGUGACAACCGCGUUCUCAAUGAUCGGGGUGACGAUAUCCGUCCCACGUACUAUGUUCUCGAGUCUGUGAAUCGUCUGCAUACUUACUUUACGGGUAUUGGGGAGGCUUUUGUGACUACUGCUUUGGGGGCUGCUUUGUCGAAGGAUUCUUGGGCGACGACUUUUUAUAAGGAUAAGGAUGAUAAGAGUGUUACUGCUCUCAAGGAGGUUUUGACUCUUGUUACGACUAUUGUUGGUGUUGGUGCUUCGUUUGCUGGUUUGGGCCCUGCUGUUGCUGGUGCUGUUGCUGGUGCUGGGAAUGCGCUUACUAGUGGUGGUAUUGCUGCGGCUGUUAACACCCUACCUAGCCAUCAGGAUGAUACCUUUGAGAAAUCCGCCGACCUGGGCGGGAUUCUGGGCAGUAUCGUUGUAGACUCCUUGAAGUCUUUCACGACAGCCAACAACCAACUGAUGAGCGGCCAGUCCUACGGCGACGCAGACAUCCGCAGCUAUCUUUCUGGAGGAGCCUUCCUCGCCUACCCCGGUGUUGACAAGAACUCCGUCACCGACGCCAUGACCAACAUGCUAGUCGGGACCUCCAUCAACCAGCUGUACCGCACGCAGAAGAUCUUCAUCAUGGGCGGCGGUGCCUGCGACGAUAACCAGGGUAUUGGAUCUGGUCCUCAAGAGGCUACCGUAUGCCGUGAUGGACAAGCCUGGUAUCUCUACUACUGGCAAGAAAACGAUGUGGUUUCCACCACCUCCCACCAAUGGGGAUGGGUCGCUUCUCCCCCUGGAGCCGACCAGCUGGGCCAAGGAGCCUACGGCGGUGUCAGUGUUCAGGACAUCAUCAACUCCUCUCUCGACGCUUACAACGUCGCAGGCUACAACUACGAUUCCGACACAGCCGCCAGCCGUGCUUCAGAUGCCAUUUCUAAUUCCUGGGCAAGCCCCGGUGCACAUGGUGCUUCUUGGGAGGGUAUCUUCACUAUCCCGGUUUGCGAUGUUGGCGGUGCUGUCAACUCUGAUUAUCAGGGCAAGGAAUAUAUUCUGCAGCCUUAUGGACAUGAUAGUCGGCCUGUUUGGUGUGGUGCCAUUUGCAGUGGUGAUUCUCAGAAGACGAGCGAUUUCAUCAAUGCUGCUAAUAUGGGUGGGUUCCAGAGCCCUAAGCAUCUCUGUAACUCGGACCCGGGUUACUAG